ACUCGCAUUAUGAAAAUAUCAAUGGGAGCACCGAGCAGAGAACGCUUGGUACUGCAGCACGCGUGGCCUGACGGAGAUUUUUUUGAAAACAGGCGUGGCAGUCAACGUGUUUACACUGAAAGGAGAAUCAGGCUCGAUCGAGAUUAGAGGACGCGCUCGCUCUAAUCUAUCGGUCGAUAUAUGGAAUGAAAAAUGACAGGUGGCCUCUUGUGUGGUGAUUAAUCGCGGCUAGCUGCUUCUGACGUGAUUGAAAAAGAGAAAGAACAUCGAUGGCUCAGAAUGCACAAAUAUCGCAUAUCUACAUUUUGUGAAAUUUCAGUUUCAUAUGCAACAUAUAGCUGUCGACUGUUUCUUCAUUCUUCAAAGAUGAUAUUUAUAUCUACUUCAUAAGUCUCUGUCUCUUCGUAACAAGUCUCUGCAUUCAAAUACUUUCGCGAGCCACUUUGUGGUUUCUAUAUUUUGUUCAAUUAUCGUAUGAAUCCUUAACACAUCGUUAACCGACUAUUUUAUGCGAAAACUAGUAACUUAACUUUGUUUAACUCGUGAUCGUCCAAUAAUGUGUUAUUACAAUAUCUGUGCUAAAUCGUCCCAAAAGUGCGCAUUUAAAUCCAUUUGUUAAAGAAAAGCUCCAUCGAAAUCGUAUAUCAUUGUUUGCAGUAAUUUCCAUUGGAAUUUUUUCAAAAGUUUUUUUGAAAAUUCGUCAUCUGAUCCUUCAAACUAAUCCUUCUAACUUCUCAAAAAAAGAAAAGAAAAAAAAAUGAAGUCGUCUGGUACUAUUUUAAAGAAGUUAUUUUAUUUUAAAGGGAGCCUGAUUAUCAAUGAGACUAACUGCGCGCUGUCGAUGUCUUUCUGUUUCUUAAAUCAUUUUCAUGCGAAAGCGCACUCAAAUAAGCGAAGGAAAUGAAAAUCAUUUCGAUAAUAAAUCAAGAGAAAUAUAAGGGACCAAAUAGAUUCUACUUUAACGAAUUGCUCCAUCAACUCUCAUAUAAAUUAAUUCCCUUUUUAAUUCAUCCUUUAUUCUUAUAAAACUUCCUUAUUUCUUGCUAUCUUAUUCGCAGUAUUAUAUCAUACGUUACUUUUAUUCAUUUUCAUCGAUGGUUUUACUACCUGCAAUAAGCAGAUUGACAACUUUGCGUAAACGAAAAUCGGCAAAGCUAUUCAGUGAUCGACUGUCCUUCGUAAUCAGCUCAAUGCAGACGUUCUGUGGUCAUUUCUAAUUAUAGUUAGCAAAAGAAUAAAGGAACUCUGUUCUUCGUCUUUUCUGAUUUUCCUUACUUGUGGAUUUCUCUUUUUUUUUUCAAUUCUCCUGAGUAAUUACUGAAUUACACUGGAGCUGGUCUGAGAAACUAACAAAACAUGUCCAUCCCUACAGUCUAAAAUAAAAAAUUUUUAGGUAUACGUAUUAGUACAUAGGUGUACAAGUGAAUAAUCCAAAUUUUCCAGCGAAACUAAAGUUCAUCUAAAAAACAACAAAGCAAACAGUAUUUAACAAAAAUAAUUCGCUGUUACUUCCUGUAACUUUCAGACAUUUACCAGGCAAGCGACGAAUCCCAUCACGAUGAAAUCCCGUAUAAUCUUGGAUCUCUAAACAAGAUCCAUUCGUUGAGUCAUUUUUAUAUCCGAUCCGCUAAUUCCAAGUGGGUGUCGGAUAAGGCGUGUUACAUUGAUCAGAACAGAUGAUGAUCCGAAGUAACGUCUUGCCGAGUAAACUGGCCACUGCAAGAUGUCCCAAUCGUCGAGACUUGUUGUUGUGUCUUUCGUAUGUCAUAGAAGCAGUAUGUAACCUAACGUUGUCACGCAGUAAUUUCAUAGAACGUUUACCUGUACCAGUGUCCGAGUGUAACGAUUGGAUCUUGUCUAAAGACAAAACACUCUGUGAUGAAACUCGUCACUCGCCUAACAGAUGGUCUUAAAUCAUGAAAAGCGACGACAAAUACUCUGCUUGAAUAACUCCCGGCAAAGGUUCUCCCACGGGGUCAAUAAAUCCUCCUCGGACACUGAGCUAGCGCAGGGUAAAAGUAAAAAUCGAAAGAGUAAAUCGAAGGAAAAAUGGCCCUUACUGGAAGGGUUAACAGUCGACGAAUUGGCUCGUUAUCGGAGAAGACGUAUACAGGGACAACCAAAAGACAAUCUUGGACUUAAUGUCGAGGUUGAAAACGAAGAUCACAUGUCCGAGUAUCGUGAAGCUUUUCGUGCGAGAAGCGAGGAGUUCCUGAAGGAAAAUACUUGGUUGGAAAGUAAUAAAAGAAUCGAAGAUUUUCGGACAAAGGAUUCAAUUGGGGAUAGGAGAAUUUCAAACCAAAAAGGCGUUAAAGAACAAGAAGAGAAACAUACAGAGCUUCCAAUUAAAAAUACGAAGGACCGGACUUCUUUAGAACAGAUGAAUAACGAUAAAACGAUGGAGACUGAAGCAACGAAUUCCAAACUUGCAAACCACACCAAUCCUCCUAAACGACCUUUUUUGAUCAGAAGGGGCACUACAUUAAAACAUGACGGAGAAUUGUACACGGAUACCGAAACCUAUUCGUCAUACGUUGGCUACGAAGGUCAGCACAAGCGCGAGCUAGCUCGUAGGCCCACGUCUUUAAAAAUGGAAGGCGAUUUAGAAACGACCACUGAGAAAUGCGAGAAAUUCAUCCAGUGGCUGAACGUUAGCCGACCGGAACUUAUGCGUGUGCCUACGCAUUUAAAACUCGAGGGUGAAUUUGAAACUACCACGGAAAAUCAUGAAAAAUAUGUGCCAUUUGUAGGUAUUCGAAGACCGGAGCUAUUAAGGCAGAACACUAAUUUGAAAUUAAAUGGAGAGGCUAAUUUCGUGGCAGAAUACGCCGAUGUGUUUAAAAAACAUAAUAGCAAAGAACGUUCACGACCAAUAAAACCUGAAAUUCAUCUGAAGACCGGGAACUCCUUUUUUCAAAGUACUGAGCACACUGAUAGCUUUAUUGAUUCUCGUACUAAAAAGCCGCAAUUGACGAGUGAAUCGAACAAAGCUGCCGAAGAAGCGGAGAAAAAGCAAAAGAAAUUAAUAGAGAAAAAGGAAAAAAACAAGGAAUUGGAAAUGUUGGUUUCGAAGUUAGAAGACCUAAAGUGUCCACCGCUUGAAAUUCCGGAAUAUAAAGACGCGUACAAGGAUUUUCCAAGGGAGAGACCUAAAAUCGUAAAGCCAGAAGAUGAAAUUGGACGAGCGGAUGGCACGAAAAUAUCAUCUCCCUCACCUACGCCCAGAUUUACAUCGAAAAUUGAUCAAGAUCCGGAAUAUAAGUCGAAAUAUUUAGAUUAUCAAAGAGACCACCCAGUAUAUCGAAAACCACCGUUGAACUUGAGAUCAACGUACAUUUUUCCGAAACAUACACGUUUCGGUAGACAAGAGCCCAAACGACAUGAUCACGAGUUCACAAGUGAAGUUCGAGCCCAAUAUAUUCCUUAUGGUCAUAUACCAAGGGUUGAAACUUUAAAAAUGCCGGCCAACUUACGUUUGGAGGGUAAUCUUGAUCUUGAACCGGAAUAUAAAACAGCUUAUUGUUCGAAACAUGAGAAUCAGUUACAAAACGAACUGAGAAUGCAUCGUAGACGAGAUCGUAGUUUAAGCGCUUCCAGACGAAAAGAAAAUUAUUGGAUAAAUAAUGCAGACCAAUUUGGUUUCACAAAUGCCGCUCAAGAUCAGGACGCGUUCCAAGUGCUACAUACUCGAGUUCAUGAAGAUAAUGUCUAUGGAAAACCACCAACAGGUGGCCAAAGGAGUUCAAAAUCUUCCCAAACACAUAUGCAAAGACAAACACAGGUAAAUAUGCCAGAAUGUACAGGAGUGAAAGAUAGAUCAACUAGUCCAACAUACCGACUUCAUGUCUGUAAUGUCGAUGAUGAACCCAGAGGUUUCCGACGCAGACGUUUGCCACCAUUUCAGUCUUCCGGAAGGACACAUAAUCCUUCACCAGAUUGUGUACUUCAAAAUAAUAUUAUCAGACCAUAUUCUCCUAGUUUUGGUAAAAGCACCAAGCAACACUCUAAUGGCCAAUCAUUUGUUGUUUUGGAUAAUGGAAUCUUUGACACAAAUAAAAAUGAGAUUCGCAGAAGGCAAACAGAUAGAAAUUACAAUAUUGAUGGUACUCUCCCUAUUUCUAGAGGAAGAGCAAAACCUCCAGCAAAUUGGAUGCCACCAUGGUAUGAUAGUACUAAUACUAUCUAAAUUAAUGAACACAUAUUAAAUGUGCAAAAUUAAAUGUACAAUUAAAAGGGCUUUGUACUUUUUAAUAUACUGAUCAAGAACAAUAAAGUUUCUGUAUAAAUAUAAAUUGUAUAAUAUAUUUAUUAAUAUUUCAUUCUUCCAAAUAUAUGUGUAAUACAUGUGUAAUUUUAAU
Molecule: messenger RNA, 4358 nt
Organism: Bombus pyrosoma
Lineage: Eukaryota; Metazoa; Arthropoda; Insecta; Hymenoptera; Apidae
Exons: 7
Coding region: 1904-4186 (760 amino acids)
Biological process (GO): microtubule anchoring
Cellular component (GO): sperm flagellum; centriole; axonemal microtubule
Molecular function (GO): microtubule binding
Source: RefSeq, a predicted model, not a curated record